Harmonia axyridis is the source of this 1834-nucleotide messenger RNA. RefSeq lists its product as uncharacterized. The coding region runs from base 209 to 1834 and encodes 541 amino acids. The record is from RefSeq and is a predicted model, not a curated record. NCBI's taxonomy places the organism in Eukaryota, Metazoa, Arthropoda, Insecta, Coleoptera, Coccinellidae. The transcript has a single exon. Gene Ontology annotation, molecular function: nucleic acid binding; zinc ion binding.
UAAUUUAUAGAUAUUGUCGUAGUCUUGAGUUUUAUUGGAGAAAUUAAAUAUUAGUAAUUAAUACUGGUGGAAAUCCUUGUUGACAUUAAUUUUCAUAUCUUACUUAAUCUUUCUGAUACAAAAUUUAAGUGAGGUACGCAAUUACUGGGAUUAUUAACAUCAUUAACAGAGGUGUUAUCUUUGAAGCCGAUAGAACUUUUGUUUUUUGAUGGAUUGGAAUUCAGGGGGGUCUGAGGACCCCCCUGUAUCGCCUAUGUUCCCCCCGAGAUCGCCUAUGUCCCCUAGAACCAUAGGUUUACUAACCCCAACCUCUCAAAAAAUAUUAAAUAACUUAUAUUCAAUUGGUGAAGAAUCAGAUGGUGAAAAUUUCUCUGUUGCUGAAUUGUCUCUCCUAUCAAGAGAGGUAAAUAAGCUUGUAGACUCCUUCCACGAUGAUUCAGAAAUAAUUGAGGAAGCAAAUUUCUUGUCGCAAUCAAUUUCUCAAAUUAUGACACAAAAAGCUAAUCGCUCAAAACCAAAUAAAACUAAGCUACAAUUCAAAUAUAACCACACAGAUCUGGGCCCUUUUAUGGUAAUAAUAGAAUCGAAAUCUACAAGAAAUAUUGGGAACAUCCACCCCAUGAACUUGGCUAAAAAGCUAAACACUUUGAACUACAAAGGAAUCAAAAAUAUCUCUAAAAGAGGCAAAAAUAGAAUUUCAUUAGAAUUUGAUUUUCCUGAUAAAGCUAACAAUUUUUUAAAAGAAAAUCCAUUUGUGAAUUAUCCCGAUAUUGAUGUAUUUAUUCCAGCUAGAAUGGUCUCAAGUAAAGGGGUCAUAAAAUAUGUUGGGUCGGAAAUAACAAAAGAGGAUAUAAUCAACCAUGCAGAAAGUAAAGUUAAAAUAUUAGAUGCUCGACAACUGAAUAGAAGAAUAACUACAGAAGGUGUAGUUUCUUACGUCCCAUCGAAUACUUGGAUACUAACAUUUCAGGGAAAAAACCUCCCAGAUAGAAUUGUCUUGUGGGGCUGUAUGAGACAUGUGACCCUAUAUGUGGGUCCUGUCAUUCAGUGUUACAACUGCUUGAGGUAUGGCCAUACCAAGGUUAACUGCAGUAAUCCUGUUGACUCCAAACGCUGUAGAAAUUGUGCGAGUAAUCACAAUGAAGGUGAGUGCCCUAAUCCUAACAACCCAAAAUGUGUUUUCUGUUCUGGAAAACAUGCAUCAACGGAUCGUAAUUGUCCUGAGUUCCUACGUCAGAAGAAAAUCAAUAAUUUAAUAGCUGUAGAAAAUAUAUCCUACUUUGAGGCUGUUAAACUCAUCCCCAAAACUUAUAAUGUAAACCUGUCGACUCAGGACAAUUAUUUCCCUUCCCAACAACUACGCUCACAAUUGUUUCCUCAGCUCCCCUCUAGGGCUACCAAUACAAUAGAGGAUUCAACAAUUGUCUCUGUGCACAAUAGAAGAACUCUACUUAACUCUCGAUCAACUUCAGCUCCUUCCUAUUCAGCAGUCUUAGGAAAGAAAAGAAGGAAAAACUCACAGUCCCCAGGUUAUGAUCAUGACCUCCAUGAUUCCCAACUUUUAAACAUCUCCCUUCCUUUAUCGCCCAUCGUAGGCAACAAACAAUCUACCCAAUCUUCCUAUGACUUUUUAUCAAAUAAAACCCCAUUGGAUUCAAAUCCUUCUAUCUCAGAUAAUGAGAUCUUAAGUUUAAUUUCAAAGCGUCUUAUGGAUAAUAAAAGUUCAGAGUUAUUGAACAAUAUUGUUGAAUUAUUGAAAAACAUUAUACCCCAGUCCCCUGAAACUAAUAACAUCCCUUCCACUCCUUCAACUUCCCAGUGUACACUACCAUAA